Phytophthora sojae is the source of this 480-nucleotide messenger RNA. RefSeq lists its product as hypothetical. The transcript has 4 exons. NCBI's taxonomy places the organism in Eukaryota, Oomycota, Peronosporomycetes, Peronosporales, Peronosporaceae. The record is from RefSeq and is a predicted model, not a curated record. The coding region runs from base 1 to 480 and encodes 159 amino acids.
AUGGUGCAUCGGUAUCAUGAGCUGACCAAGUUCCUGGACGCCGAUGACGAUGAUAUCCUGGAUUUGCUGCCGUCUCCGGCCUGCAAGCGGCGCUUGAAGGACCUCUAUGCCGAGUUGAAAGACAUCAAGUCUGUAUCAAAGGCUCUACAAGGCAGUGAUGUUACUCUCCUUGAUGCGAGAGUGUGGUUCGGCGGGAUGAUCGCAGCGCACCCGGCUUUUGCGGACUACAUCGGGCCGCGCGCUACGAUCGUCCACAGCCCUGAUUUUGAAGCGGGUUGUGUGCGUAUCCUGAAGGGCAGCAGCGUCCGACUCACCGCCGCAGAGAAACGGGUGCUGCGUGCGUUAGCGUGUACCUCGGCCGUCGCCACGAACGGUGCGGAAGACGGCGGCGAGGUGCCAGAGUCGAUCACGUCAAUUAGUGUGAGUAACAGUACAAAUGACAAGAUCCUUGCAUUAUUUAUGAGGCUCUAUCUGCACUAA